Molecule: messenger RNA, 1788 nt
Organism: Apiotrichum porosum
Lineage: Eukaryota; Fungi; Basidiomycota; Tremellomycetes; Trichosporonales; Trichosporonaceae
Exons: 3
Coding region: 1-1788 (595 amino acids)
Biological process (GO): tetrahydrofolate interconversion
Cellular component (GO): cytosol
Molecular function (GO): methylenetetrahydrofolate reductase [NAD(P)H] activity; FAD binding
Source: RefSeq, a predicted model, not a curated record
AUGAAGAUCACCGACAAGCUUGCCAAGGCUGAGCGUGAGGGCCGUCCCUUCUGGUCGUUCGAGUACUUCCCCCCUCGUACUGCUCAGGGCCUGCAGAACCUCUUCGACCGUAUCGAGCGCAUGCGCAACCUUGGUCCCGAGUUCAUUGACAUUACCUGGGGUGCCGGCGGCAAGAAUGCCGACCUGACCAGCUCGCUCGUCCAGGUGUGCCAGGAGACCAUCGGUAUCGAGUGCUGCAUGCACCUUACCUGCACUGAGAUGCCCGCCGAGAAGGUCGAGUGGGCCCUGUCCCAGGCCAAGAAGUUUGGAUGCCAGAACAUCCUUGCUCUCCGUGGUGACCCGCCUGCGGGCUCUUCCGAGUGGAAGCCUACUCCCGGCGGCUUCUCGCACGCCGUCGACCUGGUCAAGUACAUCCACAAGAACUACCCGGGCGACUUCUGUGUUGCUGUUGCCGGCUUCCCCCAGGGCCACCCCGAGACCGAGGACACGGACGAGGCUCGUCACCAGGAGAUGCUCUGGCUCAAGGAGAAGGUCGACGCCGGUGCCGACUUUAUCUUCACCCAGAUGUUCUACGACGUGGACAUUUUCUUUGCAUGGGUCAAGCGUGUGCGCGAGUACGGCAUCACCGUCCCCAUUGUCCCCGGCAUCAUGCCCAUUCAGAACUGGGGCAAGUUCCAGACCUGGGUCAAGCGCGAGUCGAUUGUUGUUCCCCCUCACUUCUACGAGGCCCUCAACCCCGUCCAGGGCGACGACGAGCAGGUGCGCGCUGUCGGCACCCAGCUUGUCGCCGACAUGUGUCGCCAGAUCCUCGAGAACAAGGAAGCCGGUAUCAAAGGUCUCCACGUUUACACUCUCAACCUCGAGAAGGGUGCCCGCAUGCUCCUCGAGACCCUUGACAUGGACCCCCGCCGCGAGCAGGUCAUGCCCCUCCCAUGGCGCCCGUCGCUCACUCCUUCGCGUCGCCAGGAGUCUAUCCGCCCCAUCUUCUGGGCCAACCGCGUCCAGUCGUACCUCUCCCGCACGUCGGACUGGGACGAGUUCCCCAACGGACGUUGGGGUGACUCUCGCUCUCCCGCUUACGGCGACCUGGACGGCUACCCCGUCGCCAUCAACGUGAACGCGGCCGAGGCGCAGACGCUCUGGGGACACCCCGAGACUCGCGAGGACAUUGCCGAGCUGUUCGCCAAGUUCUGCCGCGGCGAGCUUGCCAAGCUGCCCUGGUCCUCGGCCCCUCCCGCGUCGGAGACUUCGGUCAUCACUGAGCAGCUUGCUCGCAUGAACGAGCGCGGCUUCCUGACCAUCAACUCGCAGCCCGCUGUUGACGGUGCCCCCUCGGACGACAAGGUCCACGGCUGGGGUCCUGCCGGCGGUUACGUCUACCAGAAGGCGUACCUCGAGUUCUUUGUCGCUCCCGAGCUUCUCUCGCAGCUCAUCCGCCGCAUCGAGCGCGACCCCCGCAUCACCUACUAUGCCGUCAACAAGCAGGGUGACCUGCGCACCAACACCCACUCGGAGGGCCCUAACGCCGUCACCUGGGGUGUCUUCCCCGGCAAGGAGAUUGUCCAGCCCACCAUCGUCGAGGCCGUCUCGUUCAUUGCUUGGAAGGACGAGGCCUUUGAGCUCGGCUGCCAGUGGGCCAACCUUUACCCGGAGGGCUCGGCGUCGCGCGCCCUCAUCUCCCAGGUCAUGGAUGAGAGCUACCUCGUCAACAUUGUCGCCAACGACUUCAAGGACGGCCAGACCAUCUUUGAGCCCUUCCUCCUUGACCAGCCCGCCAACGGCAACUAG